AUGCCCACCGCCAAGCGCCGAGAUCCAAACGCGAGGCUCGGCAUGCCGCCAAAAAGUCAAAACAGGAGUGGAGGCGACAUGCGCCGCUUCGUCAAGUCCAAGGACGUCGAGAAGAAGCCCCAGGCCUGGGCCGUGGGGCUGGACAAGUGGACCUUGUCCUUUUCCAAUUCGGCACUUGACGGUGAGUGGAGGCGCCUCGUCGCGGGCCGUUCCAGAGCGCUGUGGCUCCGAUCGCUACUGAGCGCCACCCUAUACCAAGCCCUGCGCCACGCGGCGGACACGGCGCAGUUCGGGCCGGCGCCGCAGUGGGUCGUCGCGGUCCGAUUGGUGCUGGCGGUCACCGAAGUGCUGCUGUUCGCCGUGGCCUACUGCGACUUAUUACGACCUAGUCAGGCCGCCAUCGCGGCGAACGCGUUCUUGUACGGCAUCGUGGAGCUGGCGUUGGUCGUUGAUAGAUUGAGGCCGCGCGUCGCUCCCGGGGAUUGGCUGCACGUCCGCGACGCAGCGUCCUCGAAGCUGACGCCAUCGACGCGCCACGGCCUACCUCGCGUCGAUGGCGUGGGGGCUGGCGCUCGCGACGCGCGCGCCUCACGCACGAACCACACAGGUCACGUACGGCCUGGCCUGGUUCAUCGUGCCCAAGAUGUCCGCUUUACAAUUCUUUCCCGCGUGUUUAGGGUCCUGUGCGAUUGUCGGCUGGUGGUCCUUGCUUUCUCUUGCGACGAUGGCUACUCCCCCGGAAGGCGCGAGGUACGGUGUGGGAGGUGAUUUAUGGAGGUUGCUACGGAGGUGGGCGCCCUUCGCGACACCCGUACGUAUCCAAGAGUGCACGGGCGUCGACUGCGUCCAACGAACACUAGCAGCACUUGAGGAGUCGUCGGUUGUCAGACGAACAAGCUGGCAGGACGCGUCGGCGGGCUUAGCGUUAGUAGUGCCGGUAGUGGUCCUCUUCAACGUCGUCGCCUACUCGUCCGAGAAGUCCGUCAAGGAGCGGUUCGUGCUCAGAAGUGCGCUCGCCCACGAACAUCGCCACGACGUCCGCCUGUCAUUACUAGGCGACGACGCGUCGCAGAUGCUGUCUCGCUUGCAAGAUGCGGUGAAGGCGCCUCGAUUGAGACCGCCUGAAAACCGCAAUGACAGGUUACUCUUAGCGGCGAUACCAGCGGUAUUACUUGCAGCAUCAGGCUACUUUCCCUCGAUCCCGUCCUUCACCGGUUCACUAGCUUCCUCAGCUUUUGGCGGCCCGGAUGCCGCUUGGGCCGCUUUAUCUCAUGUGUUCGGGCUGAGUUUAUUUCUACUCGUUCUGACGAAAAGAGUCAAAUUCCUACUCCUGACACCUCUCGUAGUAGCAGCUCUCUUCUACUUAGCUGCCCAAACAUUGGUGGAGACGGAUUCAAGAACAAAACUAUUCCGGUGGGCCGGGAGCGUUGUCCUCGCCGCGUUUGUGCUAGGAGCAUUUCGCGUAGCGCGACUCUUCGCGGCACUCCUCCACUUCGCUAGACGAACCUUGUUCCUCUACCCCCACCUGGAGGAAAAUCUCAAGGAACAUAGUGACGGGGAGGUCCUGGGCCGCCUUGUCGCGAAAGUCGAGCUGCCAAGGCCAAACAACCCGGGCGCGGUGCGCGGCGCGUUGGACACGACGACGCCGAACGAGGGCGAGUCCGAACAAAGUCUGUGUUCUUUAGGGUCGUACCGGUCCGAGGAGUCGUCGCAAUCUGUGUGGAAAUCAAAUUUCGGGCGCCCCACGCCAUCGACGCGACGUUGUCGCCGUGACCGCGUCGGUUCGAUGGCGUGAUUAACCUAACUCACUGGCUGAUUUCCACACAGGUCGCAAUCGAUUGGGCCGCUACCCGUGCUCCCGCUGGGAUCGCAUGAUAGAGCCUGCGCUUUUUGUUCGCACGAUCCCGGAUCUACAAGCUGUCAAGCGACGCACGCCGUGCCCGUGUGCGGCGCGUGGGCGUCCUGGUACCUAUGGAGAGCGGAGCGGGCGAAAAAAAUGGAUAGGGCGCGGAACGAGGUCUCGUCUCCCGUUGACGAGGGGCCCUCCCUGAGGCCGUGCUGCGACUUCGCGACGCUGGCGCUUGAACGAAGUGCGCUGCAGCGCGAGAACGCGUCGCUGCGCGCGCAGAUCGCCUCUCUGAGAGCCCGCGAGCGGUCGCCGCCCUCUUCGCCUCCUGAACCUCAGCGGCCGCUCGAGUAAGUGGUUGCUGCCGUGUCUAGACGUCUAGUCCUCCCCGCCGCGCCUGGCACUUUGAGGUUGGCUCUCUUGCCCAGACUCGGGCCAGAGUCUUGGUCUCGCCGACGUUCUCCGCCCCAGAACGUUGCCCAGACCCCCUGCAAUUUGCUUUUGAGGUUGUCUCGCCGACGCUCUCGUUCCCCAGAAGCUGCCCAAACGCUGCCAAAGA
This is a messenger RNA of Pelagomonas calceolata, 2405 nucleotides long. Lineage: Eukaryota; Pelagophyceae; Pelagomonadales; Pelagomonadaceae. The record is from the annotation of a GenBank genome assembly.